AUGGCGUUUGCCUGGGAUGCACCACCUUUGAGCUUUGUCAAGCAAGUUGGAGAUGGAGGGAGAUUAGUUCCUGUUCCAAGCCUUAGUGAAGCUGACAAGUACCAACCUCUAAGUCUGGUGGUAAAAAAGAAGCGAUGUUUUCUGUUUCCUAGAUAUAAAUUUACCUCAACACCUUUCACACUGAAAGAUAUUCUUCUAGGAGACAGAGAAAUUUCAGCUGGUAUUUCGUCUUAUCAGUUACUGAAUUAUGAAGAUGAAUCAGAUGUUUCACUCUAUGGAAGGCGAGGCAACCAUAUUGUGAAUGAUGUUGGGAUUAAUGUUGCUGGAUCAGAUUCUGUUGCAGUCAAAGCUUCAUUUGGUGUAGUAACUAAACACGAAGUGGAAAUUUCAACAUUACUCAAGGAAAUUACUACACGAAAAAUUAAUUUUGACCACAGCUUGAUACGUCAGUCGAGGAACAGCAGAAAAGCAGUAUUGUGUGUGGUCAUGGAAAGCAUUCGAACCACACGCCAGUGCUCACUGUCUGUACAUGCUGGAAUUCGUGGGGAGGCCAUGCGGUUCCAUUUUAUGGAUGAACAGAAUCCCAAGGGAAGGGACAAAGCUAUUGUUUUUCCAGCACAUACAACCAUAGCUUUCAGUGUUUUUGAACUCUUCAUUUACUUGGAUGGUGGCUUUGACAUUUGUGUCACUUCAGUGUCAAAAGGAGGAUUUGAAAGGGAAGAAACGGCAACGUUUGCAUUCCUCUACCGAUUGAGAAAUAUACUAUUUGAAAGAAAUAGAAGAGUGAUGGAUGUCAUUUCUCGUUCACAGCUUUACCUAGAUGAUCUUUUUUCUGACUAUUAUGACAAACGUUUCAGCAUGACUGACAUUUCACUCAAAGAAGGGACUCAUAUCCGAGUUAACUUACUUAAUCACAACAUUCCAAAAGGACCUUGCAUACUCUGUGGAAUGGGGAACUUGAAAAGGGAGACAGUUUAUGGGUGCUUUCAGUGCUCUGUCGAUGGACAGAAGUAUGUGAGACUUCAUGCAGUUCCUUGUUUCGAUGUUUGGCACAAGAGAAUGAAAUAA
Pteronotus mesoamericanus is the source of this 1068-nucleotide messenger RNA. RefSeq names its product pejvakin (gene PJVK). The transcript is spliced from 7 exons. Gene Ontology annotation, cellular component: cytoplasm. Gene Ontology annotation, biological process: programmed cell death. NCBI's taxonomy places the organism in Eukaryota, Metazoa, Chordata, Mammalia, Chiroptera, Mormoopidae. The record is from RefSeq and is a predicted model, not a curated record. Bases 1 to 1068 code for a protein of 355 amino acids.